AUGGGCAACAUCUGCUCCAAAUCCGCAAACAAGCCCGACGCGACAGCCUCGCCGGGCCGUGUCCUCGGAACCUCUGCACAGGCCCAGCAGAACAAGGCCUCUGGUGGCCGUGUUGCCCCACCCAAAUCCACAAAUUGGCAGGCAACUCCCGGGCGAACGCUCGGAGAGUCUUCGCCAGACGGGCCGCAAGGGAGCAGCGACGAGGCACGUUCAAACGCUGCCAUCGCGGCGCAAAAACGUGCCCAAACUGCCACGACAAGUACUAAAGGCAGGUUGGGGUCAAAGCUAGCGGCACAAAAGGCAAAGACGCAGACGCAGACGCUGGCGGAGGUUAGUAGGGAUGAACGCGCUGCACGGGAUGCCGAUCAGAUUGCAGAAUUAAGGACUGGAGCAUAG
Molecule: messenger RNA, 396 nt
Organism: Penicillium chermesinum
Lineage: Eukaryota; Fungi; Ascomycota; Eurotiomycetes; Eurotiales; Aspergillaceae
Exons: 2
Coding region: 1-396 (131 amino acids)
Source: RefSeq, a predicted model, not a curated record